UCUUUGCGUGACCUCCCCUCUAUAUAUUUCCCUUACAUUUUCUCUACUCCAUACCAAACUGUACUCACAGCUCUCUCUCUCUCUGGUUCAACCUUAAUACAUAUCGAUCUCAAUCGAGCCAUGACGGUUUCCGGUCCGGGCAGAUGGGCCGACACCAAAGGCAUGACCCUCCAGGUCCUCAACGGCCGGUGGUUCAUGGUCUUUGCAUCUCUUUUAAUCAUGUCCGCUGCCGGCGCUACCUACAUGUUCGGCCUCUACUCUCCCGACAUCAAAAAGGUCCUCGGCUACGACCAAAGCACACUCAACCUCCUCAGCUUCUUCAAAGACUUGGGCUCCAACGUCGGCAUCCUCUCCGGCCUCCUCAACGAGGUCACGCCGCCGUGGGUGGUCCUCGUGGUCGGCGCCGUCCUCAACUUCUUCGGAUACUUAAUGAUCUGGCUCUCCGUCACCAAGAAAAUCGCCAGACCAAAAGUCUGGCAGAUGUGUCUCUACAUUUGCAUCGGCGCCAAUUCCCAGUCGUUCGCCAACACCGGCUCGCUGGUCACGUGCGUCAAGAACUUCCCCGAGAGCCGCGGCGUCGUUUUGGGCCUCCUCAAGGGCUACGUCGGCCUCAGCGGCGCCAUCAUCACUCAGAUGUAUUAUGCUUUCUACUACGACGACACCAGAUCCUUGAUUUUGCUCAUCGGGUGGCUUCCGGCUGCCAUAUCGUUCGCCUUUCUGAAGACUAUUAGGAUCAUGAAGGUGAUCAGACAAAGCAACGAGGUCAAGGUGUUCUACAACAUGUUGUACAUCUCUCUCGGGCUCGCUGGCUUUCUGAUGAUCAUGAUCAUAAUACAGAAUAGGGUGCACUUCACUCAAGGGGAGUACGGAGCCAGCACCGCCAUGGUGCUCUUCUUGCUCGCCCUCCCCAUCGUGGUGGUUGUAAUUGAGGAGUACAAGAUUUGGGAGAGCAAAAAACUCGAGAUGAACGGUGACGUCAAAAUAGUCACUGAAAAGCCCAUCCCUGCUGCCGUCUCAACCGAUAAACAAUUAGUGGAUGAAGCUCCUGAGUCCACCGCGGAACCUACCCAAUCUUGUUGGAAAACUUGUUUUCAGCCACCAAAUAGAGGGGAGGACUACACAAUUCUCCAAGCUCUAUUCAGCAUUGACAUGCUCAUACUAUUCAUGGCGUGCAUAUGUGGUGUUGGGGGCACAUUGACCGCAAUUGACAAUUUGGGUCAGAUUGGGACUUCGUUGGGAUAUGCCACCCGCAGCAGGAGCACUUUCGUGUCCCUAGUCAGCAUAUGGAAUUAUCUCGGUCGAGUAGUUGCCGGAUUCUACUCUGAAUUCUUACUAAAACGAUACAAAUUCCCUCGUCCUCUCAUUCUAACCCUAACCCUCUUGCUCUCUUGCGUUGGUCAUCUCCUCAUUGCCUUCAAUGUUAAAAAUGGCCUCUACCUGGCCUCGGUCAUAAUAGGGUUUUGCUUCGGCGCCCAAUGGCCUUUGCUCUUCGCCAUAAUCUCCGAGCUCUUCGGGCUCAAGUACUACUCAACCUUGUACAAUUUCGGUUCAGCCGCGAGCCCCGUCGGCUUGUACCUGCUCAACGUGAAACUCACCGGUCAUGUGUACGAUAAGGAGGCGAGGAAGCAAUUGGAUGCUUCAGGGCUCACUAGGAAAGAAGGGGACGAGUUGGAUUGCGUUGGUGGAGAGUGCUUCAAGUUGUCCUUUAUUAUAAUUGCAGCUGCCACAUUUUUUGGGGCACUGGUUUCACUGAUUUUAGUGAUGAGGACAAGGAAGUUUUACCAGAGUGAUAUAUACAAGAAGUUCAGAGAGGAGGCAGAAAAAAAUGCUGAGACUGAAAUGGCCGUGGGAGAAAAUGGUGUCACCAAUGGCCAUCACCAAACCAAUGAAAGAUCAUAGAGAUUAAUGCAUAUAUGUAUAUGCUGUGCUUUCUUUUGUUAUUUUUUCAUGUUGAAACCCAUGAAAUAGGUUUAGAGUUUAGGGAAAAGGAAACUAUAUAGAUCAUGCAUGUGUGAUCUUUCAAAUUUGUGUGAGAUUUUUACAUUAGUGUCGAUAUUUUCAGUGUAGCCUUCUUUUUCUCCAACUUGUCAAUAAAAUAGAGAGCGUCGGGCACUGGUAAUAUACAA
Messenger RNA from Rosa chinensis, 2126 nucleotides. RefSeq lists its product as uncharacterized. Gene Ontology annotation, cellular component: membrane. The coding region runs from base 121 to 1899 and encodes 592 amino acids. The transcript has a single exon. The record is from RefSeq and is a predicted model, not a curated record. Lineage: Eukaryota; Viridiplantae; Streptophyta; Magnoliopsida; Rosales; Rosaceae.